UCUGCCCGCCGUUCCCUCGACAUCUGCCUCUUCGCCUUCUCCAGCCCGCAGCUGGGCCGUGCCGUCCAGAUCCUCCACCGCCGCGGUGUCCGUGUCCGGGUUGUCACUGACGCAGAGUACAUGGGGCUAAAGGGCUCCCAGAUCGGCUUCCUCCGGGAUGCUGGGAUCCAGGUGCGCCACGACCAGGAGAGCGGUUACAUGCACCACAAGUUCGCCAUCGUGGACAGGAGGGUGCUCAUCACAGGUUCCCUCAACUGGACCACCCAAGCGAUGCAGAACAACCGGGAGAACGUGCUGGUUGUGGAAGAAGCUGAGUAUGUGAAGCCUUUUCUGGAUGAGUUUGAAAGGAUUUGGGAAGAGUACAAUCCCGUGAACUACAAAUUUUUUUCCAAAGACAAUAAAUGA
Messenger RNA from Pterocles gutturalis (yellow-throated sandgrouse), 405 nucleotides. It is a transcript of the gene PLD6, whose product is annotated as phospholipase D family, member 6. The transcript is spliced from 2 exons. Gene Ontology annotation, cellular component: mitochondrion. Gene Ontology annotation, molecular function: RNA endonuclease activity producing 5'-phosphomonoesters, hydrolytic mechanism. The annotation marks the transcript as partial. Lineage: Eukaryota; Metazoa; Chordata; Aves; Pterocliformes; Pteroclidae. The record is from RefSeq and is a predicted model, not a curated record. Gene Ontology annotation, biological process: piRNA processing.